Molecule: messenger RNA, 1271 nt
Organism: Drosophila innubila
Lineage: Eukaryota; Metazoa; Arthropoda; Insecta; Diptera; Drosophilidae
Product: putative zinc finger protein 876
Exons: 4
Coding region: 64-1083 (339 amino acids)
Cellular component (GO): nucleus
Molecular function (GO): zinc ion binding
Source: RefSeq, a predicted model, not a curated record
UAUCAACAAUCAUACAGUGUUUGCAAAUGUAAAUUUAUUUAUUUGUUUUUGAUAACCCAGACAAUGAAUAGCUUGCAAACUCUUUGCCGUACUUGUGGUACAAUAAUAAACGAAGAACUUGACGUCAAACUCUUUGAGGAAUUAAACUAUCCCCUAGUUACUUUAAUUCAAGAUAUUACGGAUAUGUGGAUGGAACAGGACAGCGUUCUACCGGAUUACAUAUGCGUUGGCUGCAAAGCCAUGUUGGACCAAAUCGUUAUAUUCCGAGCAGGUUGCCUGAGCACUCAUAAGAACUUUUUGGCGAUUAUUAAAGAGGACUUAAAUAGCAACAAAGAUGUCAAUGUUUUGAGUGACGUUAAUUCGGAUAUAGAGUGCGACAUCAAAGAAGAACUCGAUUCAAAUAACUUAAAUAGUACCAAAGAUCUAAUUGUUUUGAGGGAAAUUAAUUCGGACUUAGAUUGCGACAUCAAAGAAGAACUCGAUUCAAAUAACUUGAAACGUAAUAAUAGCAAUGAUGAUCAAUCAUUAUUAAUUGAAUUAGAGUCUGACAACACCCCUCAGGUCAGCAAAACGAAAGUAAAGCCCUGUGCCAAGGAAAAGCCAAGGAAAAAAAUAAAUAAAAGUAAAAUUGCUUGGAAUCAAAAAACAUGGAUUUGUGAACAGUGCGGUGGAGAAUUUAAAUGCUCUACAUAUUUUAAGCUACAUUUACUACGACACACGGACAAAAGGGAAUUUGAAUGUGACGUCUGUAAGAAAAGAUACUAUACACGAAACGAAAUGCUACGUCACAAGAUAUUGCAUACAAAUGCCAGACCAUAUGCAUGCCGAUUUUGCGAUAAAACAUUUCGAGGCACCAGUUCCAAAGCAGUCCAUGAAAGGUCUCAUACAAACGAACGGCCAUUUCCAUGCCAAUAUUGUGAGAAGUCCUUCAGAUCAACAUCAGUCCGGAGAUCGCACGAGCGAGUACAUGUUAAUCAUCGCAAAUUUCAUUGUGAGCCAUGCGACACUUGGUAUCUACGACAUUCACAUUUGUUAUUGCAUCAACGUACGAAGCUACAUAAAAGUAAAAUUGCUAGUAAUUAAUAAUGUAAUUUUACAACAGCACACAAGUAAAUCAAUUUGAAUUUUAAAUAAAUACGGUUCACAUGUGAAUGUCAGUCACAGUGACAGCUGAUUUAGUUUUAUGCGAAUGGCAACUUAUUCUUUCUGCUGAACUUGUUCUUGACGCGUUGUACGCUGCUCUGGUUGUGAGAAAAUCACUUUUACAUAAA